Messenger RNA from Rhipicephalus microplus (southern cattle tick), 5943 nucleotides. It is a transcript of the gene Ssdp, whose product is annotated as Sequence-specific single-stranded DNA-binding protein. The record is from RefSeq and is a predicted model, not a curated record. Gene Ontology annotation, cellular component: nucleus. Gene Ontology annotation, biological process: positive regulation of transcription by RNA polymerase II. Gene Ontology annotation, molecular function: single-stranded DNA binding; protein binding. NCBI's taxonomy places the organism in Eukaryota, Metazoa, Arthropoda, Arachnida, Ixodida, Ixodidae.
GCCCAGGGGGAGCCCGUGCAUGCUGGGGGGUGAGCCCAAUCACAAGGCAGUCUUUGACAGAUCAAUUGAUGUUUCUAUGGUAACAUGGUCGGUGUCGUCCUGAAUGUCGUGACAGGUGUGUGACUGUUCAAAUCCACAGUAUGUACGCGAAAGGAAAAGGCUCAACAGUACCUUCGGAUGCUCAAGCACGGGAAAAGCUAGCGCUGUACGUCUACGAAUACUUACUACACGUCGGCGCCCAGAAAGCCGCACAGACGUUCCUAUCAGAGAUUCGAUGGGAGAAGAAUAUAACGCUAGGGGAACCUCCUGGGUUUCUGCAUUCAUGGUGGUGCGUGUUUUGGGACCUGUACUGCGCGGCGCCUGAGCGAAGGGACACGUGCGAGCACUCGAGCGAAGCCAAGGCCUUCCACGACUAUGGCUUCGUUAAUUCCGGUUACGCCGUCAACGGCAUCGCUGCGCACUGCCAACAACAGGCCACUUGUCGCUGCUGUAUGAAUCCUUCGGCACCAAGCCCGCUGGGUCAGAUGCCACCCAAUGAGGGCAUGCCCGGUGGCCCCAUGCCACCGGGCGGAUUCUUUCCUCAGAACUCGCACAUGAGGCCUUCGCCGCCACAGCAGCCCGCCAAUCAACCGUCCCCUCACCCCCAGCCCCCUCCCCCUCACAGUCAGAUGAUGCAGAACCAGCCGUUCAUGUCGCCCCGGUACCCUGGUGGACCGAGGCCGGGCGUCCGGAUGCCGCAGCAGGUGGACUUCAAUCCACCUGGUGGUGUUCCUGGUCAACCCAUGAUGCCAAACAGCAUAGACCCUACACGACAAGGUGACGGAGGAGAGUUUGCUGGAUGGCAAGGACCCCCGUCGAUGAACCCCAUGAACCCUCGAAUGAACCCUCCACGGGGCCAGCCCCUCGGUCCCAUGAACCCCGGGAACUAUGGAGGUAUGAGGCCGCCGCCCAACAGCACGAUGGGUCCCGGAGGUCCUAACAUGCCGCCCAUGUCCAUGCCUGGUCCCGGUGGGAGACCUUGGCAACCUAACGCGUCAUCGAUGAACUACUCUUCAGCGUCACCUGGUAGCCACUAUGGGGGUCCACCGGUAUCGGCAUCGGGACCUCCAGGCCCCGGUACGCCCAUCAUGCCAAGUCCCCAAGGUACCCCCGGCCCCUUCUCCCCUGCCAGCCAUCGAAUGAGUGCCCCCAACGCUAGACGAGAUUCUUCAAAUUCAGGAGGUGAUGGAAUGUACGCCAUGAUGAAGCCCGUUCCAGGCGGUGGAAUGCCCGGCCAGUUCCAGAUGGGACCCGGGGGACCAGAAGGCCCCAUGGGGUCAAUGGGUCCUGACAUGGGCCCGCCCGUCAUGAAUGGCAUGUCCUCUGGAGGUGAUGGCUUGGACGGCAUGAAGAACUCGCCGGCCAAUGGGCCCGGCACGCCGCGAGAGGACGGGCCUCCCAUGGGCGAUUAUGGGAUUCCCGGAUACGGACAGGAAAAUGAUCAGACGGAAUCGGCAGCAAUAUUGAAGAUCAAGGAGAGCAUGCAGGAGGAAGCCAAGAGGUUUGAGAAGGACACGCCCGCUGAGCCCCCGGACUACUUCAUGCAAUAACCGGGGGCCCCCCCGCCACCCCCGCCGCCGCCACUGCGCACGCGUGGCCGAGCAAAGUCAAAGCCGCAGCCGAAGAAAAAGGCCGCCACCAGGGGGCGCGGGAGGCGGCGCCAGCCACCGUAGCCAUUCGUUCCCGUCUUUUGAGGACUGCCGCACCGCACGACCGGAAAAGGCCUGUGACGCGCCACAGGAAGGGCCAUGUGUGACUAGGGGCCCCCCUCGGACGUGUCUUUUGCGGCCUCUUGAUCCCUUGGUUGUGCCCUCCUGCCCUAGAGGCUUUUGGUUUCCCGUGACUCUUUUUUUUUUUUUUUUUUUGCGUCAUCUGGCAGACCGUGGGCACCUGUCUGCAGUGACUCAAACUUGGGUGCGCGUUGUCGGUCACGUGACGGAGACAGUGUCGACCAACCCGCUGUCAUUUUUCAGUUCAGAGAGCUCGUGCCCCGCCACGGCUUGGUUUCCAGCUGCUGCACAGUGUAGGUGCAAGUUCACAGGCAUCAUUGCAUCACGUUGCCUGGGACAACAAAGCUGCCACUGACUCUUGCCUACUACAGUGCCGUAGCAAGCCAUUGCCAUGUCGAUUGAGAGUUAGCCAUUCUCAUCUACGGUUGUGCAAGCACCAUUCUUUCUUAUAGUGCCCCCCUCAAUUAUUAACGUCCUUCCUCACUCGGUGCACACGGUGGUGGCAGUGCUGUGCACGUCCUGGGCAGCAGUUCGAGCCAAGCCUCGGCAGAGCAGUCCUUCACACCGGACAAGAGCUUCUGCUUACCCUACCCCGAGUAUGUGCUACGUCGUUUUUCAUUGGACCAUGCCAUGGGAACUGGGCGUGCGGUGGUGCGCUUGUGGUGACUGUGCGCGGCUGGAGGAACUGGCGGAUGUUGGGCCUUCAUCCCGGAGAGACACUCGUUACGCUUCUUCCUACUUUUUGCUGCAGUGUGCCCCGCGGAGUUUUUUUUUUUUUCUCGGUUUUGCUGGCCGUUGCAUUCCUCGUCCCGGAGGAACUUUCUGUGGCUCACUUUCUAUCAAAAAGAGGGUUGUUUUCCUGCUGGGCUGGGCGGGUGAUGCAUGUGGAGUGUUUUAUUCUUGUCGGCAGCUGACAACUUGUCUAUUUCUUUGGGGGCGUUGCCUGUUGCCCUAACGAUGGUGUAGUUUCGCGGACCAGGGCUGAGUAACUGGUGCGAGGGGCCAUCUGCAAAUCCGCACUGUCAUUCUUUCUAGCACAAGGCCAGGCAUGGGGCACGGGAUAGGGGUGGGGCGGGGCUGCCGUAUUCGCUAAUUUCCAAGAGGCACAGUCAUCGUGUCUUGGAGUUUUCUACCAUCUCGUUCUCAGAGCUGGUGUAUGAGGGAAACAUCCUCUCAGAUCAUGAAUGCCCCACUGAGAACGCAAAGAGAGAAGAAUGUCAAACAAAAAAGUCAGCCGUGGUUACUCCAUGUAGCGUUGUGGUCGUUAGCAGAGUUAACCGGCAAUGACGUUGUUUUUCUCCGCACUGUUCGUGAAACUGUUGGUCAGGACUGGCUUGCCACUGCAGACUGUGGCGGUUGCCGUUGAGUCUCCGAAACAACUUGUGACGAAUGUUUGGUGUGGACGUAAAUGGUGGGCGGUGCUGCUGUGCAGUUCUAGACCACAGCGUUGGACCACCAAGCUGUGGUGUGUGCAUGAGCGUGCCGCCCUGUUGCAUAGUGGAGGCGUGUGUAAGGACUUGGUGAGAGGUUGGACUUGUUGGUGGAGGCAUACGUAGGUUUUGCUGGAUGUGUAGGCUUUCUCUCUUCCCAGUUUUUGUUCAGCCACUUCAGCGUUACGGGUGGUGAGUUUACGCGACAUAUACUGGCACUUGAAAAUCACCGUAUUCUUUCUCGCCUUUUUCUCAAUUGCCUGAUAAACAAAUGAAUCGAUGUUCAUUUCACAGCUCGUUAAGGGCACUGUGGCAGCAUCGUUAGCGGGAGUCUUUUAAGAGAUGUACGCGAGCUUUUGGUUUUAUCAUGCUGUCUACCUGGGGCAGUAUUAACAUUAAAGGGACAUCAAAGUCAAAUAAAAUUUACGUCAGAGUGAAAGCUCAAUGUAUGCCGACGUCUACAAUGUUAUCAACAGCAGUGCCCUACUUUGCCAAGAAAUUAAGGUAAACGCACAAAAACAAAUGCGCCACAGUAGGAGGUUUGCAAAACGGUCCCGAUGACGUCAGUCAAACUGCCUACAAUAAUGACUAGUAAUUGAUUUAGCUGCACUAAUUAAAGAACCUUUCGUUCAUGAAGAAACGUAAUGAAGUUCUGCUUGUUCAUUUCUGUUUGAUUCUUUGAAAAAAUUACUGCCAGACGUCACUGUGGGGAAUGGCACGAGCGGUUCAGAAAUUCAAUUUUCGUGUGGUUUUAUACUGAACAGGACGUGCCAUUUAGCGGGGUCCAGUUGAACAAACCAUGCCUGCCUGCAGUCUUGAAGGUCAUGGCCAAAAGCUGUUCAAUGGCUGUCGUUGCUGCUGUGGCUCCCACUACUUUCCCUCUGUUACUAUUGUAGUUUUGGCACCUACGCAUGAAUGCCGCACAAUGUUUUGCAUGGCAGCAGUGAUGUCAAGAGGUUCCGGCGGGUAAUUUGAAGUGUGCUAAUCCGAUGCGACCACUAAAACACGACUAUAUUUCAAAAUAAGCCCUACCUUGGCACAAAUGGAACACUACGAGGUUUCUGUACCACUAUUUCAACAAUCAUCGUUGACUUAAUAGUUGCCUUUAGUGUCCUUUUAAACAUCUUGACGUAUGGGCAGUUACAGGCAGUUGUACACCGGUAUUUCCCUUGAGGAUAGUCUUGGCGCUUUUCUCUACUUUUCAAGGCUGGCUUUUUUCCAAGCUGUAAAGAGGACUCUGUCAGUCAGUGGAGUUUGUUUUCCAUUAUUUUUUUUUUUCCGCGUCGCAUGCCUGAGGCAUUUAUACAUAGUGCAGCGUCGAUUUUAUGCCGCCGCUGCCAUUUUGAUCGUACAGAGGACCUCGUUGCAACAGGCAACGAUCAGAGUCAGAUGGGCACGCUUUGUACGUUGCCGCACAUUGUUUGUGGGUCCAGAGAAGACGUCGCACAAACAAAAGAAAGGACGUAAAGAAAAAAAAAAGCACAUAUUGUGCGCAGACCACUGAGACUCUCUCAGAAGAAAUCGACGAGGGGAAAUACAUUUUUUUUUCUUUUCUCCUCUGUAGAAGCAACUUGUAGGUGAGAGAAUGUGAGCGCGUGAAUGAGCGGCGCUAGUGUUCGAGUGGUGUCGAUAAUGAAUGUGUGUAUGUGUGUGCGUGCGUGAGUGCUUGAUGUGCGUGUGGGUGGGUUUUCAUGCACGAGUCUUGUGUGAAUGCAACCUGAAGUGGUUUUUGGGGAAUAGAUUGUGCAUGUGUACAUAAUAUAUGUAUAUGUAGGGGUACAAGGAUUACAGAAGGUGUGAGGAUUAAAAAAAAGACAAAACAAAGAUGUUUAGAGAGAGUUCUACACUGGUUGCAUUUUUUAGGCUUUUUUCUCGUUUUUCAUGUUUUUUUUUCUUCCUGCCCCUAUGUCCACGAAGCACUAGCGCUCCUGAUUUGCCUAUUCGCAUGCAGCGCUUAAUUCCUCGUCUCCGGCUGCAUGUCGCAUCGGCAGUGUCCAUAUCGCAGUGGCGGAACAACACUUUGUUGCGCAAGCUUCGUUCCCCGCGCUCUCGGUGAUCGUCGAUGCUGUCUGUUGCUUUCAAUUUCUGGGGGCUGACGCAAUGAGCUACUUUGCAGCGGACUACCGGACGGAGGUGUUGGCAAAGUUGAGCUAGAGCAGGCGGCGAUUUGACUUCGUUGACAACACCUGGUCUCAUUCAGCUCCACUGCAUUUCUCGACGCCCCCUUCUAGUGUGUCACCUGUUGCCACCGUGCGAAGCAGCCGCGCUGAGUCAUAUUUUCUUGUCGCAGCGUUAGGGGGGGUGGGGGGCGAGAGGGGCAGUGCUGCGACUUACCUGGUUAGUUCGCAAGAGGGGGUAAGGGCAGGCGUUCCUUUAAUCGAGGCGGGGGAGUAGGGUGAAAACAGCGUGAAGCACUACAUGCUUUGUAUAUAUAUGCAUAUGUACACACACAACACAUAUAUGUAAACCGGCAGGUGAGUUUAACGAGGUGAGAGAAGCUGUGUGCAAGGCGCCCGUGGGGUUUUUUUUCCUUAUCUCUCCGGUUUUGCCUUCCGUAGCGGCUGAAGCUUUAUCAUGCGGGGGCAAAGCUGAACGACAACUACAGAGGGGUCCUGUUGGUUUAAUUUAUAAUACACGCGGCGCUCUCCUCAUUUCUCUCCUUCGCCUGUGUAUCACCUUGUGCAUGUGUACUCUCUCCCUCCCCCGAAAAAAAAAAUCGUAUGAAACAAAGUGUUUCUGUUUAA